Nasonia vitripennis (jewel wasp) is the source of this 6353-nucleotide messenger RNA. It is a transcript of the gene SERCA, whose product is annotated as calcium-transporting ATPase sarcoplasmic/endoplasmic reticulum type. Gene Ontology annotation, molecular function: P-type calcium transporter activity; ATP hydrolysis activity; ATP binding. The record is from RefSeq and is a predicted model, not a curated record. Lineage: Eukaryota; Metazoa; Arthropoda; Insecta; Hymenoptera; Pteromalidae. Gene Ontology annotation, cellular component: membrane. The transcript has 11 exons. Bases 982 to 4044 code for a protein of 1020 amino acids. Gene Ontology annotation, biological process: intracellular calcium ion homeostasis; calcium ion transmembrane transport.
CGCGCCGCCCAGACAAUGGAAAUAGACGAGGCGAGCUUGACAAUUUUCGAAUUUAUUUAGCGGUUUGUCAAGUGCUCUCCAAGUCGUGGCUAAGCCAAGAAAAUCCGCGCGUCUAAAUGACGAUCCAAAAAUAUACCGAUACCAGCUCUUUAGGUUUUACAACGAUUGUCAAAAUCGAGCUUGGCAGACCGAUCAUGCAUAAAUCGCUAUCAUCAUCAAACUCGUCGUCAUCGCGAAACCACCGCAACAGGUUUAAACGUCAACAAGUGCUUUAAAAAAAAAAAAAAAAAAAAUUAUAUAGGCGAGCGAAUUAGAAAAUGAAAAGGAAUUCGCAGCGAUGCACAUUCGCAGCUAUGUGGAGCAAGCACAAUCCCCGCAAAAGUCUCCGGCAUAGUAUAUAGGUAGCGUCGUUGCUGCCAAAAUAAUUAGGAAGCCAGCAUCGGUAGCUAUAACACACACACACACACACACACACACUCUCUCUCUCUUUCUUUCGCGCGUGUACGGGUGCGUCUCGCUCGCGCUUGUCUGCGUCGUCUAAAAGCGUCCGGAGCGAGAAGCACACGCGUGCCUCCUAUCCCCGGGCCGCCGCCGCCGCCGCCGCCGCCGAAAGAGACUAAAACGAGGGAACAGCUGGUGAUGCUCUCGACGCAGCUCUCGGUCAGUACGUCGAGAUCCGAGCCGCUGGUCGCAGCUGCUGUCCUCGUCGGUUCUCGGCCUCGUUGCGUUACACGCAUAUCUACGAUAUAACAACAAGCUUAUACACGAGAUCGAGAAAACGAUAAGCCAGUGUUUCGGGGCUGCGUCGAUCAGCGAGGCGAACUUUUCAUAUAUCGUGUGCCGGCGCGGGCCGGCCGACGCCGUCGAGUGCGAGCCGAUCGGUUACGAGCUUGCGACUAGACCACACACGGCUGCGGAUUAUAAAUCAAUUGGGUGAAUGAACGUUUACAGUGAUUGACAAGUUUCGGAGCAAAAGCAAACAUGGAGGACGCUCAUUGCAAAACUGUGGAGGAGGUCCAGAACUAUUUCAAUGUCAAUCCCGAAACUGGUCUGUCCCCGGACCAGGUCAGGAGGAACCAGGAGAAAUAUGGUCUCAACGAACUGCCAGCUGAGGAGGGAAAAUCCAUCUGGCAACUUGUACUGGAACAAUUCGAUGACCUCUUAGUUAAGAUUCUUUUACUAGCCGCUAUUAUUUCUUUCGUACUAGCUUUAUUUGAGGAGCACGAGGAUGCGUUCACGGCGUUCGUCGAGCCGUUCGUCAUCCUGCUCAUCCUUAUCGCCAACGCCGUGGUCGGUGUCUGGCAGGAGCGUAACGCCGAGUCGGCCAUCGAAGCCCUGAAGGAGUACGAGCCGGAGAUGGGCAAAGUCGUGCGAGGCGACAAGUCCGGUGUCCAGCGGAUCAGGGCCAAGGAGAUCGUGCCCGGCGACGUCGUCGAGGUCUCCGUCGGUGACAAGAUCCCCGCCGACAUCCGUCUGACCAAGAUCUACUCGACCACCCUCAGGAUCGACCAGUCCAUCCUGACCGGCGAGUCCGUCUCCGUGAUCAAGCACACCGACCCGGUGCCCGACCCCCGAGCCGUCAACCAGGACAAGAAGAACAUCCUGUUCUCCGGUACCAACGUCGCCGCCGGCAAGGCCCGCGGUGUCGUCAUCGGCACCGGCCUCAACACCGCCAUCGGUAAGAUCCGUACCGAGAUGUCCGAGACCGAGGAGAUCAAGACACCCCUGCAGCAGAAGCUCGACGAGUUCGGUGAGCAGCUGUCCAAGGUCAUCUCCGUCAUCUGCGUCGCCGUCUGGGCCAUCAACAUCGGUCACUUCAACGACCCCGCCCACGGUGGAUCCUGGAUCAAGGGUGCCAUCUACUACUUCAAGAUCGCCGUCGCUCUGGCUGUCGCCGCCAUUCCCGAGGGUCUGCCGGCCGUCAUCACCACUUGCUUGGCUCUCGGUACCCGCCGUAUGGCCAAGAAGAACGCCAUCGUCAGGUCGCUGCCGUCCGUCGAGACCCUCGGUUGCACCUCCGUCAUCUGCUCCGACAAGACUGGUACUCUCACCACCAACCAGAUGUCCGUUAGCCGCAUGUUCGUGUUCGAGAGGAUCGAGGGCAACGACAGCGCCUUCAACGAGUUCGAAAUCACCGGCUCGACGUACGAGCCCAUUGGUGAUGUGUACCUGAAGGGCCAGAAGGUCAAGGGCUCCGAGUACGAGACUCUUCACGAGCUCGGAACCAUCUGCAUCAUGUGCAACGACUCGGCCAUCGACUUCAACGAGUUCAAGCAGGCCUUUGAGAAGGUCGGUGAGGCCACCGAGACCGCUCUCAUCGUCCUCGCCGAGAAAGUCAAUCCCUUCGGUGUCAACAAGACCGGCCUGGACCGCCGUAGCUCCGCCAUCGUCGUCAGACAAGACAUCGAGACCAAGUGGAAAAAGGAGUUCACUCUUGAGUUCUCUCGUGAUCGUAAAUCCAUGUCCUCGUACUGCGUACCACUCAAGCCCACCAAGCUCGGAACCGGACCCAAACUCUUCGUCAAGGGAGCACCCGAGGGUGUCCUCGACAGAUGCACGCACGCCCGUGUCGGAAGCCAGAAGUUCCCUCUCACCUCCACCCUGAAGAACCGCAUCCUCGAGCUGACCCGCCAGUACGGUACCGGUCGCGACACCCUGCGUUGCUUGGCCCUUGCCACCGCCGACCACCCCAUGAAGCCCGAAGACAUGGAUCUCGGCGACUCCAACAAAUUCUUCACCUACGAAAAGGAGCUUACCUUCAUCGGCGUUGUCGGCAUGUUGGACCCGCCUCGUAAGGAAGUCUUCGACUCUAUUGUCAGGUGCCGCGCCGCCGGUAUCCGUGUCAUUGUCAUUACUGGUGACAACAAAGCCACCGCCGAGGCCAUCUGCAGGCGAAUUGGUGUCUUCACCGAGGACGAGGACACCACUGGCAAAUCCUACUCCGGACGAGAGUUCGACGAUCUGUCCAUUCCCGAACAGAGGGCCGCCUGCGCCAGGGCCAGGUUGUUCUCCCGUGUCGAGCCCGCUCACAAAUCCAAGAUUGUUGAGUACCUGCAGAGCAUGAACGAAAUCUCCGCUAUGACUGGUGAUGGUGUAAACGAUGCACCAGCUUUGAAGAAAGCCGAAAUUGGUAUUGCUAUGGGAUCUGGUACCGCUGUGGCGAAAUCUGCCGCCGAGAUGGUGUUGGCUGACGACAACUUCUCAUCCAUCGUAGCCGCUGUUGAGGAAGGUCGUGCCAUCUAUAACAACAUGAAACAGUUCAUCCGUUACCUUAUCUCUUCCAACAUUGGUGAAGUUGUCAGUAUUUUCUUGACUGCCGCUCUUGGUCUUCCCGAAGCUCUGAUCCCCGUACAACUCUUGUGGGUCAACCUUGUAACUGACGGUCUUCCAGCUACCGCUCUUGGUUUCAAUCCUCCUGACUUGGACAUCAUGCAAAAGCCACCCCGUAAGGCAGACGAAUCUCUUAUCUCUGGAUGGCUCUUCUUCCGUUACCUCGCUAUCGGUGGAUACGUCGGCGCUGCUACUGUCGGAUCUGCUGCCUGGUGGUUCUUGUACAGCCCCAACGGACCCCAGCUGAACUACUACCAGCUCACUCAUCACUUGGCUUGCAUCGGCGGUGGUGAAGAAUUCAAGGGUGUUGACUGCAAGGUCUUCAACGAUCCUCAUCCCAUGACCAUGGCUCUGUCUGUCCUUGUAACCAUUGAGAUGUUGAACGCCAUGAACAGCUUGUCUGAAAAUCAGUCCCUCGUCAGCAUGCCUCCAUGGUCGAACUUGUGGCUCAUUGCCUCGAUGGCACUUUCUUUCACACUCCACUUCGUCAUUCUUCACGUUGAUGUUCUUUCAUCCGUAUUCCAAGUGACUCCCCUGACUGGGGAAGAGUGGCUUACUGUUUUGAAGUUCUCGCUUCCAGUGGUACUUCUCGACGAAACCUUGAAGUUCAUUGCCAGAAAGAUCGCAGAUGGUGAGAACCCACUUUACACCGUACACUGGAUUGUUCUAAUGUGGGCUGUGUUUUUUGGACUUUUGGUUGUCUGCCCGAUAUAGAUAAACCAAAGGGUGUAAUAUUAGCAUAAAUGAAAGAUGCCUUUCUUACGGAAGCCAAGCACAGCGCCUUGGACUUGCAGUUGCAUUUAACUAAAAAAGAGCAAAAAAAUAAUAAGCAUAGCAUCCCCUCUACGAGGGGACGCUUAUGAUAUGAAUUAACGAAAAAAGUGUGUCCAAGUGAGAUUUUAAUUACUUUGACUGUUGCGCAUGGUGUUAGUCGGGGCAACUAGAUAAACAGAAAAAGAAAAAACACAAAAAUAAUUUGUAGCUAAAGGUCGACCGUAUCUGCACCGCACCGUACUUCAAAAAAGGAAAUAUCACUGUAAAACUAUACCGAUUUCAGUGACGCUUAAGUUUUUUCUUUGGAUUUGAUUUUUCCGGCGUGAAAGUGAAAACGAGAACUUACGAUCAUCUUGUUUCGUACAAGUGCCUUUUAAUAUUAACGUUCUUUCUGCGAGGCAAUAACCUUGUUUUUCCAAACGCCAAUUAUCCCUAAUUAACGCUGGCUCUAUUUCUUCAACUGCAAGCUUUAUUUUUUUCUCUUUUAAAUGCUUUGUGCAGGCUAUAGUAAUAUACAUAUAAAUUAAAACAAACUUUUGAUUGCAUAUUUACGAAUUAUGCACCGAUCAAAAUCUCUAGCCUCUGUUGAUUGUUCAACAUGGUGAUCACACACGUAGACAUUUUUAACACGAUUUUAACCCACGUUUUCGCGUUUCUGUCUCCCACAUCUUAGUAGUCUCUAUAACAUAAUCAUAACGUGCGGUGAUGGUUAUUAAAAAGUAAAACACUCCUUUUUACGAAUUUAUCCAUAAACAAGAGUAUCAUUUGCACCGAAUCGCAUAAUAGUACGUUACGUAUGGGCACACACACACAUACACACAUACACAUACCCAUGCACACACGCCCACAUCCAUACAUACACACGUUUUGCAAUAAUAUGUAUUGCAGUAAUGCUUAGAAUUUGUCAUUUGCAGAAACGGUUCGAUAGAACUAAUUUAUAUCAUCCUAUACGAGUUUAUAAGGAGGAAGAUAACUAGAUUUUUUUUAAAUAAUAUUCAUUGUACAUAAAGACGUAGGAAUAACGUAUUGCUGUAAAUUUAAGCUUAAAAAAUAAUGAACUUUGUUAUUCGCUCGUCGUGCAGAGAAAAAUUUUGCAUUGAUCUCGUCCCGAGUUCGUCGGUGAAAUGGAUAAGACACACGAAUAUAUAUCAACGCAAAUAACUCAAAUAAGCAAAAGCAAAAAAUAAAAUGAAACGAAAACACGAAUGAAGUAGCCUCCGAUCACGUAUAGCUAUAUUAUAAUUCAUUCACCCUCGAAUGCAGUCUCUUUAUAAAAUCUUUCAUGCUCGUGUCUUUGUGAUGUACCUAUCUAAUUAUCGAUGUUCUUCGCUUGAUGUUUAUUAUUAAAGUACACUUUUCGAAAUUAUAGCCGCACUCUUGCUAUACCUCCGCUUUAUAUAUAACCUUUGUCUUUAUAUUUUCUUUUUGCAAUACUUUAUAAGUGGCUUGCGAAUAAUGUCAGCUUAGUUGAGUGUGAUUGCAAGUGAGAGCUGAAAGCGAAGAAGCCUGUUAUGCUGCACCAAUGCAACUAAUUUCGACGAACAAAUGGAAUUUCUUUUGCUAAGAGAAGAAAAGACAUAUAAUGCAUGCGUCUUCCUUUUUUUACAUUAAAAAAAAAAGCUAUUUACCCCUCAAACACUAAAGCACCAAUUUCUUACCAGACGGUGGCAUUUUGGCAACUUUGAAAUUAGCCGUUCUUUCAUCUACUUAGCGUGAAUAAAAAACGACUGUCCAUUUCAUGUUGUACAAGUGCCAGUGUUUGCUUUUUGCACACUUAUGCAGCACUUUAAAAAAAAAUCAAAUCCUCUGUGUGUUCGUUUUACCUAUAGCCUCUCCAGUUAAAAUGAAAGACUUUUUCAACAUUGCAACUGAAUUAUUGUAAAGGUGUUAUAUUUGUCCUGUUUUUUUCUUUCUUCUAAUCAAAUAUACAUAUUUACUUUGCGACUGUUUGUAUGCGAGAAUCGAACAGCAAAUUACCGAAAUGCUUUCAAUGAGAGAAAGUCGACUGAACAUGAAAAGUUCACUUUUACUGAAGAAAGAAAAAAUCAGAUUCAAUCAACUAAACUCGUUUUUUUUUCAAACACGAAAAUCAGCAACCCUUCGUAUCGGAAGUUCCAAUAAAAAACUUUUAUGAUCAGUUUUAAACUCUUAAUUCACUGAAAGGGCUGUUUAGUUGACUGAAUCCAUAUAGAAUCCGUUCAUUCGUGUAACGAAUAUGCAAAACAGCAAAAAAAAAAAAAGAAAUGAAA